GUUGAUCCGUACUUGAUGUUCUCUCUUGAGUUCGAUGCCAGCGCUUAUAUAAAGGUGAAGCCAAACCUACAAUCUUCUCAAAACCUAUUCAAACUCCUGAUUGUGUCAAUAUCGAUUAAAGCCAUGCAAUACCUCUCAUUUCUUGUGGUGCUCGUUGGCAUUGCCCUGUGGAUCGGCCCCGAAGUCCAAGGCCAACCGGCCCAAUUUCCCGUGUGCCAAUGCUUCGCAGCCUGUCCCGUGGGCACAUGUUCCAAUUGGACAAUGCCAGGUCAAUGUUGCGACAACUUGGCGGAUUGCUCACCCGGUGGAUGCUGCGAUGAUAUUUGCGAGGUGGACACGGAUUGUAAAAUGGGCCCCUGUGGAACGUGCCUCAAACAGGAAGAAGAGGACGAACACGGACGAUGUGGCCAAGCCUAGUGAAUGGAUGGAUGUCGAUUAAUGUUCACAUUUAAUCGUAUUUUCUGGAAAUUUACAGCCGGUCUAAAAUAAAUGCAACGGCGAGUCCUCUCGACACCAAGUCAA
Messenger RNA from Tigriopus californicus, 522 nucleotides. RefSeq lists its product as uncharacterized. The record is from RefSeq and is a predicted model, not a curated record. NCBI's taxonomy places the organism in Eukaryota, Metazoa, Arthropoda, Copepoda, Harpacticoida, Harpacticidae. The transcript has 2 exons. Bases 16 to 417 code for a protein of 133 amino acids.